AUGAAAAUCAUUGCAUUUCUUUUCAUAAACGUGCUAGGAUUUGAAUUACAAGCUGCUUUUUAUUCUAAUGAAAUAUCAAAAUACUUCAAUUUGUUUGAUUUAGACUUAGAUGAAGGCAUAGAAGGUUUACAAAUGACAAAAGUUAUUGAUUAUAUGAUUGAAGGAGAAAUAAUUAAAAAAUGGGAAUCUUACCACCUUUCAAGAUAUAUUAGUACAGGAGAUUAUAAUGAAAAAAAAAUCUUAAAAAAAAAAGCUCAUAACAUUGCAAGUGUUAUUUUUGAUAAAUUUGUCACUGAAUUUAUAUUUCUAGCAAAUGGCAAAUUAAUAGAAACAGAAGAUUUGCCAAUUUUAAGAAUGUUAUUUAGAAUGAUUAAUUGUAGAAAAAAUAACUGGAAAUGUAUUGAUAAACUUAAUUCAGCUAUUAAAAUUCAUGAAGAAUACGGGAACUGGUCUUAUAUUAAUCCUUAUGACAGUAUUUCUAAUAAAAAAAAGAAUUUAAUAAAAUUUCGUGAUGCAUGUAAUGAAUUAAAACAUUAUGAGGAUCAACCUAUACUGGCUCUUACUAAACUGGCAAUAUGUUUUUAUAUUAAAGAUGAUCCAAAAAUUAGUGAUGAGGAUUUAAAUAGUUUUUUAAAUCAAAAUGAUGAUCUUAUUUUCGAAUGUAGUGAAAAGAUCAAAAAUAGCUUUCUAAACGUUUAUCAUUUUAGUGGAGAUACAGCUCUUUUUGAAGGAAAGUAUGUUGGGUUUAUUCACUAUCUACAUUAA
This is a messenger RNA of Vairimorpha ceranae, 765 nucleotides long. RefSeq lists its product as hypothetical. NCBI's taxonomy places the organism in Eukaryota, Fungi, Microsporidia, Nosematidae. The record is from RefSeq and is a predicted model, not a curated record. The coding region runs from base 1 to 765 and encodes 254 amino acids. The transcript has a single exon.